Musa acuminata subsp. malaccensis (wild Malaysian banana) is the source of this 852-nucleotide messenger RNA. Its product is annotated as signal peptidase complex-like protein DTM1. Lineage: Eukaryota; Viridiplantae; Streptophyta; Magnoliopsida; Zingiberales; Musaceae. Gene Ontology annotation, cellular component: endoplasmic reticulum membrane; signal peptidase complex. The record is from RefSeq and is a predicted model, not a curated record. Gene Ontology annotation, biological process: anther wall tapetum development.
CUCCUCACGCCCUUCGUGCUCUCUCUCCUCUCCUCGCCAUACCUCACUCGCCUCCUCUUCCUCCUCCUCUUCUUCUUAUACUGCUUCUUAUAGGUUGGUCGGGGUUGGGAGAAGAAAAAGGGAAAGGUGGAGGGGGCGGAGAUGGGGCGGGAGGAGGCGCUGCAGAAGAGCCUGGUGGCGCUUGCCGCGCUGAUGGCCGUCGUCGGGAUCUGGACCUUCUCCCUCAAGAAGAUGCUGACCACCUACGCCUUCGGGAUCCUGGGGAUCGCCGGGAUUCUCUUGCCCGACUGGGAGUACUUCGACCGGGACUUCUCGCAGUGGUUCACGCCCAUGCCCGCUCGGAGAACCCCGGCCACCGAUCGGGCUCCCGGCAGCUGGAGAUUUAAGUUAUACCCUCUAAGGGUGGUAAUGAUCACCCUGAUCUACAGCUUUGGUCUGUACAAGUGGUGGAUGUUCGUGUCAAGCUAAUCCCUCAGCUUGCUAGCUUAUGAGGAGUGUUUUAGGAUCAGGCCAUGUUGUUCUUAUUUUAAUUAUCGUGCAUCAGGAUUUGCCCCUAAGAAGACAUGCAAUCCAGUUUUAGUUGAACAAUGUUAUAUUGUGACCCUGGCUUCGCAUCACAACAAAUUGAUGUUUUUGGCUUGUUUGUUUUCCUUUUCUUCUUCAUUAUAAUCCUUGCACUCGAGCCCAGUGGAGGACUUGGCUCGUUAUGAUGAUGUAGCAGAUAUCUUUCCCAAAGCUGGCUUAACUGGAGUGCUUCUCUGCUACGAGCACCGGGUUUGUAAAGGAACUCAGGAUCAUUUCAUAUUAGAUACAACUUGAGGUAAUAACAUCAGGUCUGUAGCUUUCUUGUGC